This is a messenger RNA of Porites evermanni, 799 nucleotides long. The record is from the annotation of a GenBank genome assembly. NCBI's taxonomy places the organism in Eukaryota, Metazoa, Cnidaria, Anthozoa, Scleractinia, Poritidae.
AUGGUCAAUGAGAAGCAUGGGUUGCCUUCAUUUUUCACGACUGGAAGCUGCGCCAAGUUUUACUUUCCUCCUCUUAGAAGGUUACUGGAAGAGUACAUCUUGCAGACCAAAGGCGAAGAAGUCAACCUUGCUGAAGAUAGCAAUGCCUGCUUCAAGGCAGUACAAGAAAAUACUCAUGUAGUGGUGAGUUACUUUGACCUGCGUACCCAGGCAUACCAUGAGAAGGUACUGAAGCCGGUAUUUGGUUUCUCUGAUUAUUGGUACCGCUAUGAGUUUGCCAAGUCCCGCGGUCAAAUUCAUUGGCACCAACUUAGCUGGAGGAAAAAACAGGCAACCACACAUCAGCUACAUUUGUAUUGCAUGAAGCUCGUGAAGAUGGUUGCGAAGAGGAAGAGUAUGCAGCUAGACUUUAAUAGUCAGUGGGCAGAUGAAACCUUUGCCAUGACAGCAUUACAUACAGCUGGCAAUGACGAAGAAGGGCAGCCAAGAAAAGACCUCUGGCCACCACCUGAGGGAACAGCUGAGCGCAUAUCAGAUGAUAGGGAUCCCUUAGUUAAGAUGCUAAUGCAGAUAGCUGCAACACACGAUGCAAUACUGGAGGAUCAUUUGCUUUUAGUAAAGAGGAUUGGACUCCACAGUUGCUCUGAUUACUGCUUGAGAACUCCUCGCCAUCUGGAGCAAGGACUGCAGCCGAGAGCACGUGUAUGUCGGAGGGAGUUUGGAAGCGAGUUCCGCCCAGGGAAAAAAAUUCACAGUAAUCCAGAAAUUGUGGAAGAUCAUAAUGGAGCUCCCUGCCUAG